Messenger RNA from Ictalurus punctatus (channel catfish), 10753 nucleotides. RefSeq names its product sortilin related VPS10 domain containing receptor 3a (gene sorcs3a). Gene Ontology annotation, cellular component: membrane. The record is from RefSeq and is a predicted model, not a curated record. Gene Ontology annotation, molecular function: protein binding. The transcript has 27 exons. Bases 138 to 3806 code for a protein of 1222 amino acids. Lineage: Eukaryota; Metazoa; Chordata; Actinopteri; Siluriformes; Ictaluridae.
UUCAUCAGAUAGCCGAACGUGAACAGUUUAGCUGAAGAGCACUUGCCUAAAAAACCAGGAGGGAACGCGCGCAGAGCAUCCACUCUACACACGGAUCCAAGGCAAGGAAAUUCGGCAUUCCAAGCUCUGGUUUGGCCAUGGACUCGUUAUCUGGCAUGUACUUGACUCUGUGCACUUGGCUUGUUUGCUCUUUGCAUAUUUGUGCCAGAGCGGAGGUAACUUGCGCCUCGUGCCCGUUCCCAGCGCUUGUGAAAAUUGGGGACGUCCAAAACAAUGCACGCAUCAUCAUUCCUACAGCGGCUAGGAAAUCACUUCUCAAUUUCGCACGCACGAGAUUGCAACCGGUUCUGGAAGGAGUUCAUGAGUUGGGGAAAGACGCGAGCGCGAGCGGCGUGCCAAACUCGAGAGAAGUGGAAGUGGCGGCGCGCUCACUCGAACCUGGCUCCGGUGAAAAAACACUGCCCAAGCAAACUACACUGGGGGAACAGCGGGAAUAUGAGAAAGUGUGUAAAAAAGACGGUGCGUUACGGAGACGCAAAAGGAGCGCGGCGCAACUGGAUGAAUUUGGCGCAAGCGCGCGGAGCGGAGAUUCCGCAGAGUCCUCAGAUGCUCUGCUGUUUGUGGAUGGACAGAAACUGCGACGCAACCGAGACGAGGGAAAAGUGGCCACUUCCAGGUCGGAGGAACCCAAAGUGAGCAGUAGCACUUUCGCCCUGGCUGGAGACUCCGCUCACAACCACGCUGUCGUUUACUGGACCGGACAAAACAGCAGCGUGAUUCUGAUCCUGACCAAGCUUUAUGACUUCCACUUGGGCAGUGUCACUGAAAGCUCCCUAUGGAGAUCGACAGACUAUGGCACCACCUAUGAGAGACUGAAUGACAAAGUGGGAGUGAAGACAGUCCUGAGUUACCUGUACAUCUGUCCCACCAACCAAAGAAAGGUAAUGGUGUUGACAGACCCAGAGUUCGAAAGCAGCAUCCUCAUCAGCUCCGAUGAAGGGGCCAGUUACCAGAAAUACCGUCUCAGUUUCUACAUAUUGAGUCUGCUUUUUCACCCUUCACAAGAGGAUUGGGCUCUGGCCUACAGUCAUGACCAGAAGCUGUACAGCUCGUUUGACUUUGGACGGAAGUGGCAUCUCGUUCACGAGCGAGUGACCCCCAACCGCUUCUAUUGGUCUGUAAGUGGUCUGGAUAAGGAAGCCGAUCUGGUGCACAUGGAGGCGUACACUUCUGAUGGACAUUGUCAGUAUAUGACAUGCAGGGCUCAGGCUUGUUUUGAAUCAAGUAGGACGUUCCCAUUCCCCGGCUACAUCGAGCCAAAUUCGCUGGUGGUUCAGGAUGACUACAUCGUCAUUCAGGUCACCAUGUCUGGGAGAGCCACUUAUUAUGUGUCUUACCAAAGGGGACCUUUUGCACGCAUCAAAAUACCUAAAUACUCUCUUCCAAAAGACAUGCACAUCCUGAGCACAGAUCAAGGUCAGGUUUUUGCCGCUGUGCAAGAGUGGAACCAGAACGAUACGUACAACCUGUACAUCUCAGAUCCGCAUGGUGUUUACUUCACUCUGGCUUUGGAAAAUGUCAAGACCACCCGCGGUCUUGGGGGCAACAGUAUGAUAGACCUGUAUGAGGUAGCGGGAAUCAAAGGCAUGCUGAUUGCUAAUAGAAAACUGGAGAACCAGGUGAAGACGUACAUCACUUACAACAAGGGCCGGGACUGGAGGCUGCUGCAGGCGCCCACCACAGACCUGGAGGGUAACGAGAUUUACUGUGUGCAGCCAUUUUGUUCGCUACACCUACAGCUGCAGAUGUCAGAAAACCCUUAUGUCUCUGGAAGUAUUACCACCAAGAACUCUGUGCCAGGAGUAAUCAUCGCUAUAGGCAAUAUGGGCUCUGAGCUCUCCUACAAUAAUGUAGGAAUGUUCAUGUCAUCAGAUGCUGGCAAUACCUGGAGACAGAUAUUUGAUGAGGAGCACAAUGUUUGGUUCCUGGAUAAAGCAGGAGCUCUACUUGCAGUCAAGCAGCCCACAGUUCCCACAAGGCAUUUCUGGAUCAGCUUUGAUGAAGGGAGACAGUGGACACAUCAUAUUUUCUCAGCCAUGCCUCUGUUUGUGGAUGGUGUUCUGGUCGAGCCAGGCAUGGAGAAUCAGAUCCUGACGUUUUUUGGACACUUCAGCGAUCGCUCUGAGUGGCAGCUGAUCAAAAUCAACUACAAGUCCCUGUUUACCAAGCGCUGCACUGAAGGAGACUACCAAACGUGGCACUUGCACAAUCAGGGUGAGCCAUGUGUAAUGGGCCAAAAGCAGAUCUUCAUCAAGCGCCGCCCGGGCAACUACUGCAUGAUGGGAAAGGACACCAGGAUCUUAUCGGCUGAACCUUGUAUCUGUAGAGCACAUGAUUUUGAGUGUGAUUACGGCUAUGAGCGAAGAGGAGAUGGUAACUGCCUGCCUGCAUUCUGGUUCAAUCCUUCCACUGUAUCACGGAGCUGCAGUCAAGGCCAGAACUAUUUCAACAGCACAGGUUAUCGCAAAGUAGCAGCAAACAACUGCACCAAAGGGGUGAAGGAGAUGUACACAGCGAGGAAACAGCAGUGUCCCAAUCGACCCCCACGAGGAUUGCACCUGGCAACCCGUGACAACACCCUCAAAGCAAAUAUGGGCUCCAAUGUCACCUUUAUAGUACAACUGGAAGAGGGAGACUCGAUGAGGACGAAUAUCCAGUUAGACUUCGGGGAUGGGACGGCUGUGUCCUAUUCUAACCUCAGCUGGACGGAAGAGGGUAUCAGACAUGUGUACCGCAGCACAGGAAUCUUCCGGGUCACUGCCAUCGCCGAGAACAGCCUGGGAUCUGACUCAAGCUCCCUCUACCUGCAUGUGACAUGUCCUGUUGAGCAUGUCCAGUUGUUGGCUCCAUUUGUGGUCAUUAAGCACAAGGACGUGAACUUGACUGCAGUGGUCUGGCCCUCUCACUCUCGAACUCUCACUUACUUCUGGUGGCUGGGGAACAACACAGAGCCAAUGAUCACUCUAGAGGGCAGUAUAUCCUACGUGUUUCCAGUGGAGGGGACGUACACGGUAACGGUGCAGGUCUCAUCAUCCAACUCCAUUCUUCAAGACACUAAACAAAUCGUUGUGCAAGAAUUCUUUAAAUCCCUGCUUUUAUCUUUUUCUCCGAAUCUGGAUGAGGCCAACCCUGACAUCCCGGAGUGGAGGCACGAUGUAGGCAGGAUAAUUAAAAAGGCUGUGCUCCAAAUAGCCGAUAUUCCUGCCGAGCAGCUCCUGGUGGCGAUUUUCCCUGGACUACCAACAGCUGCUGAGCUUUUCCUGCUUCCCAGCAAGAACCAGUCAGACAGCAGGAAAGGGAGCGAAGAUGAUCUGGAGCAGAUCUCAGAAAUCCUCACCAAUGCAUUGAACCAGAAUCUGGUGGAAUUUGAGCUGAAACCAGGAUCUGGAGUUAUCGUUUACAUCACACAGCUAACAUUAGCUCCGCUGGUGGACUCAAUCCCUAGACACAGCAGUUCUGCCAUGCUGAUGCUCCUCUCUGUGGUAAUCUUGGGGUUAGCCAUCUUCCUCAUUUACAAAUUCAAGAGAAAAAUUCCCUGGAUAAAUAUAUACGCUGAGGUGAACCAAGAGAAAGAGCAGGAGAUGAUCGGCACAGUGGGUCAGAAUGACACGACACCCAAAAUUAAGCUAAGCGAGUUCUCCAGCCCCAAAGAGCUUAUGGAGAAGGAUUUGGAAGUCCGUGUUAAACGUGGAAUGAUCAAUGCCUGUGAAAGCACAAGAGAGAUUCCCAACUGUACAAGUGUCUGAAUGAAACAAGACAAGUUGGAUGUGCAGUGUAAUCAAGUGUACAGAAGUGUUGCCAUUUUGAAAGUUCUCUAUGUUAUCCUUCAUUUUGUAAUUUGAGAAACAGUCAUUGUUAAUAGUUUUCUAAGGACCUCGUUUAUACAGAUUUGCAUGGACGUCUUGUUUGAUAAGAUCUAUGCGGAAAAUCUAAACACUUAAUGAGACCUUUUUAAUGAUGAUUAAAACAUUGCUUGUUUGGAGAGGAAAUGAGGUGCUGAUAUAAGCUGAGAGGAAACUAGUCUUUUGUCCUUAUCUAAAAAAAAAUCUGGAACUUUGCAAUGUAUUGAUGGCAAAAUACGCAUUUCAUUGGAGUUUCAUUUGAUUAAUGACAUCUGUUUUAGAAUCAGAAUUUAUAAAAUAUAGCUAUAACAUGAAUAACGGUUUUUCCAUAAUUUCUGUUACAGAAUUAACUGUUUAUUGUUUCAAACAUUGGUCAUUUUAUAGAAGGCAAAUCCAGUUGAAAAAUGUUUAGUUAGCAGGGAAAUGAUGACAAGUCCAGAACAUGCAUCUGUUUAGUCUAGUGCACGGGAGUAGUUUGGCUGCAACUUAAAUUGAUCAUAAAACUUAAUUAGUUUAAGUGAGCAUUUGACUAAUGAGGUCUUUUUCAAAGAUUUUUUUUGUGAUCAAUUUUUCUUAGUUUCCAGCAGUCAUCCAUGUUUUGUAAUUUUGCUAAUUUUUCACAACACAAAUGACAGCAACACAACACCAAAUGAAAAAGACCAACAUCCAUAUAGGCAGGAUUUGUUAAUGAAAACAUUAACAAGUCGUUAAGAGAUAAUGCAAUUAAAAUCAACAUGUUUAGAAUGUUAAAUAAUGCCACAAGAAUCUUUGAUGCUUUGAUGAAGUUAAUAAAAAAAAAAUUCUUGCUGCAUCAGAAAUUAAUGUAGUUAGUCAGUUAGAGAUCUUUAUAAGAAGAGAGAGACAGAAGCAAUGCAUCACUGGAAAGUAAAAAGCUGAACAUUUUUUAAAUUUAUUUAUCUAUUUAUUUAUUUAUUUAUUUAUUUAUUUAUUUCAUUUUACCCCAUUCUCUCCUACCACAGUGAUGUAGGGAAUGUUUUUUAUUGUACCAUUCUGGACUUUUAUUUAUUUAUUUAUUUUGUAACUUCUUUCAAGAAAAUAUAUGAACUUGUCUUAAUGCACAGUCAUAUAAUUUUGUUUUGCUUUAGGAAAUAAAUGCUUAAAGGCAAUCAGUACUGUACCAGUUUUACUGGACCAAGGUACUAAGAAUUAGUAGAAAAUAUCACAGGCUAAUUCCAGCACCAUGGAGGUGACAUUUGCACUCACAUUGGCUAACAAAGUCAACAAAAAAAAACAAAAUGGCUUAGGAUAAUUUAAUCAGUUUGCAUAUAUUGUCAUUUAUCAUCAUUAGAACAAUGCAGACAACUCUUAAAGCAUCAUGUAUCGAUUUACAUGUUUCGAACACAUAGUAAUUUAUCACCAUUAUGGAUGUGACAUCAAACAGACGCACUUUUGUGGUAGAUUACACAUUUUCUAUAGACUCUGAAUUCUAAAUACCAUUGCAGGUCUAUAUGUAUAAACAUAUAGACUGUUAUAUAAACAAAAAACUGAAGAUUUGAAAAUAUUUCUUGGUCUGGGAAUAUUACAUAUAUUUGAUGCAAAUACAAUGCAAUUUUGUCCAUAAUUUGAUCAGAGAAUUGGUAAGGUUGAUAUUUGUGUGGAAUUGCCCAGUGAUAAGUUCAAUCUUAUAAUCAUUUAAAAAUAUUUUUAUAAUGAGAAAUACAUCAUAGUUUGGACUGUACUCAAGAACUAUAUAAAUAAAUGGGGAAAAGCUUCCUAGUUUACCCUUUUCCACGACAGAGGAAAGUUUUAGAGGUGGACUAGCUGCAAAAUUCUUUCUACUUUGGAAAUAGGAAUUAGCUAGUAAUAAGAAAUACUUUGCAUGUUAAAAACCAUCUAAUGAGAUGUGACAUUAUCUGAGUGCUACUUAGUCGCACCUUAGAUUUAGUUGGGAAUAAAUGUCUUUUUAAGAAUAUUUUAUUAUUUUUUAAUCAAAAUUAACCAUUAGCAUCUAUGGAAAUACAUAUAUAGUUUUGAAUAAAUAAUGAUUUUGUGGCAAUUUAAAACCAGAUCAACAAUAAAAAUUCACAUUGCACAAACGUACAAACAAACAAACAAACAAACAAACAAACAAAACACUUGGAUACAUCACUAACAGAAUGCUAGGAGCAAGACUUCUUUAGACUUCUUUAUAGGGAGUAUGCUGAUUGGGAAUAGGUGUUGGUGAUUAGUAGUUUUGGGGGAACUAGAACGAGGUAACUGAUCAUGUGACAGGUCAUGUGGCUGGGUUUGUAAUUUGUUGCUUGGUUGAGGAUUCUGGUAAAAGGCCUUAUUUAAUUGCAGCCUUAAUUAAUCAUUCACACACAUAUGUAUAGCAAUAUACUGCUGUAUGUACUAUACAGUAUAUAGUCAAAGUUGUGUAGAUUAAUAAUAUGAAUAUUUGAGUGCAUACUUAAUUGGAUGUAAUGCCAAAACAGUGAUUGCUGCCAAAUUUAACAUGCUUUAAAUCUUUAUUAAACAAAAUAACAGUGGACAAACUGUAAGAAUCUCGUGCAAAGGCAGCAGUAAUGGAGGUUUAGUUCAUGUUAUUCAUCCUUAACACUUCUGUGUUUAGUAUAAUGACUAAAUGUUCAUUUUAAUUUUAUUGUCAUCUUGUCUGGAUUUUUUUUUUAGUAAGAUAUUAAGUGAACGCCUUACAAAACCAAUGCCUUAUUGCCAUUUUACGUGUUUUGCCAUCAAAACAUGUCCACAUCAAAACAUAACUUAAUUCCUACACCUUGACGCAAAGGCUAUUGUAUAAAGACAUAUGAUAAAGUAUUUCUAUCAAAAUGAUAAUGAGUUCUAUUGUUGUUUGUUUUAUAUCAAAUAUCAUGUCAUGUCUCCCAGGGAACAGCUUUGAACUGUAUCAUAGUCUCAGUAGAGCUUCAGAUUCUCAUUUCUCUGUAUAUACAGCACACAUGCUGUCACAUUCACAUGCUCCUAUUGUAAAUAUAGUGGCAAAGACAAAACUGUGAACCUUAACACAGUAAAAAAAAAAAAAAAAAAAAAAAAAAAAAAAAGUGUGUUGAGUUUACUUUUUAUGGAAUCAUUGAUUGUUUUGACAGUGUCCUUGACAUGUGCAUGUUAUUUACAAGGACAUUAUUUACAGUAUGUGUUGUAGAUAAUAAGCAAGCAUUGUAAAUAGUUCUUUUUUAGUCAUCGAUGUUGGCAUUCAGUUUUGUUUUGUUUGGAAUUUUAUUAUUAUUAUUAUUAUUUUUUUUUUUUUUACAUAUUACAUAUCUGGUCUUAUAUAUCCUGGUCUUUCCUUGUUGCUCAUCCCUUUCACAUAGAAAUAAAUUCUGUUUAGAAGAAGCUAUUUGGGCAUUUAAAAAUGUAAAAUAACAGCAGUAAAUUACUAAUUUACACAAAUAAGGAAAUACUUGAUCAAGGAAGUUUCUAUAUAUUGCUAAACAUUCUGGACUAUCACUUCUGCUACUGCUACUGAUCUAGUUUAUAUGGUUUAAUGCAAUGUAUCUAAAUUUCUAUGUGAAAGAGGUAAUGUUAAGUAUCAUUUACAGAUAUAUUUACACUGAUAUAAAAUUUUACAAAGUUAUACAAAUAAUUGAAUGCUCCAAUACGUCUUUAAGUAGUCAUCACCUAAAAGCCAAUUGUUUGCCCUUUGAAACAUCAUUUACAGUAUAUGGCUUAUUACACAUUUAUUUUACUGAGUUUCUGUACCUCUUCAUCAUAAGGUCAAGGUAGAAGUUGCCCAUCCACGCUAAUGUGAAAAACAUAAAUGGUCUCUCAUCUAGAAGUCUGUUUAUGGAGUCCAAAUUAUAAUUUUCUAUGCGAGUUGGUCAGAGUUCACACUGCACAUAAUUAAACUAACCAAAACAUCAAAAUGGGAUAUCCUUGUAAAACUUCUUUCCCCAUUGGUCAGGGAUACAGUAAGAGAAAAUUACAAGCAUUUCUUUCUUUUUUUCCCCCCAUUUAGUAGUUAAAACAAUAACACUUCUGAAGUACUCCAGCCCUCUUAUUUGCACCUCUCAUUACUAAUAACUUGCACUUGCCAAAGUUGACCAUUUUUAGAAUUCAUUUAUAGUUACAUUCAAUAUGGUGGAAUGUCCCUGAAACAGGUUAGUCCCAGUUAUCACUUACAUUAUAGCCACUAUAAACAGUCAUUCACAUUCACUCAUUCCAUUUUUCUCUCUCCUGAAGUUAAUAAGCUUGUCAUGUUACAUUGAAACCAAAAACCACAAAGCCCUAUGUCCUGAACACUGUCCUGAACUUAACUUACCUGAAAGUUACAUAGUUACAUAGCUAACACUGGAGACUCCUUACAUAAAUGAUAAAUAAUUGUCUCUUACAAAAAAAAAAAGAAAAAGAAAAUGAAGUGCGGGAAUAAAUGCAUUCAUGUAAACCUACGAUUUGUCUUGCAGCCUGAACUACACUUUCUAACCAAUCAGAAUCGAGAAUCAAACAGCGCUGUGAUAUAAUGUAUGUUAAGAUUAAAAAAAAAAAAAAAAGAUGAAUAUAACUCAAAAUACACAGCAUGAUACACACUGUUUAUUAGCCUUCAAAUCCGGGUUGACUCAUCCUCAUUGCAAUUCAAUUGCACAGGGUUUUCUUGGAAUCUGACUGAGUCCACCUCUCACAGAUGAUCUUAGAUGGGUUAUUUUGGUUCAACUCUAGUGGUCACACCGUUCAAUCACAAUAGGAAUUAGAUUGAACAGACAAAAUACUAUAUGCAGUCACUGCUCACUUUAAAGGAACAGCUGCACACCUGCUCAUUCAUGCACUUAUUUAUGUGUUUGUUUAUUCAAGUUUGACAUUUUGUGUGUUCUGUGAUACUUUUCUGCUCAGCACAGUUGUAAAGAGUAGUUAUUUAAGUUACUGUAGCCUUCCUGUCACCUUUACCCAGUCUUGCUUAUCUUCUCUGAGGUAAUGUUAUUGUUCUCAUCAGCAAGACAUUUCCACCCACAGAACUGCCAUUCACUAGAUUCGGCAGAGCACAUUUUCCCCCAAAUUCUGAUGUUUGAUGAAUGCUAAUUGAAGAUCUUGACCUGUAUCUGCAUGUGUAUACACUGCACUGUUGCUGCAUGACUGGUUAAUUGCAUGUAUGAGCAGUUGUACAAGUGUUGUUAAUAAAGUGGUCGAUAAUAUGAAAAUACCCUAAGAUGUAAUGACAAAUCAGUUUCUAGAUAACCGUACAAACACAACUAUCACAACAAUUCAUCUUAGUCAUGAAACAACUAUCCUACUGAGAGGGUUUUAUCUUUUGUGAGGAUUUUAUCUCUGGAAAGCCCAGGAGACAUUAUUUAUUGAUAAACCAUUAUAAAUCAUAGUGUAUUCCAACAUUAAUCUAAUCAAACAAAAUGAGAGAACUGCUGAUUCAGCAUGAUAAUUACUAGUAACUAGGCUCAUUUACAGUAUCCUUUUUUCUAUUCUACUACAAUGUACUUUCUUUUUUAAUGGUGCAAGCAUCAUGUAAACAGAUUAUAAAUUGGCCUGCAUUCUAUUAAAAUUAUCACAAACUCCCCCUGCAAUUUUCUAUUUUCUGCCAAAAAUUACCUCAUUGCCUAGAGUACAUGCAUGAGCAGCGAUCCAUGCAUGCUGAAGCCAGCAUGUAAUUAGAGACUCAGACCAUGUGGAAAAAUUAGGGGUGGGGUUAACACAAAUUUGAACAUCAUCAUCAUUGCUUGUUGGAAUUUGUACAGAUUACACAUUUUUCAUGAUAUCUGGUUGAACAUAAGUAGGGUCUCAUAAUUGCAAAUCUUUAAGUAUUCACCUAUUAUGAAGAUAUCCUACUUUAGGUUCACACUAGCAAGCGACAAGUCGCUCAUGUCACUUGAGGUUUGUCUCCACUGUUGUUGCUUGUGGAUGAGAAACAACAGUAGCCAAAAUGUAUGUAAGCCUAUAGUUAACUAGUUAAAUCCAAACUAAAUAAUGCACUAAUUGUUUCACACUAGACUUCAUACUAAAUGUGUUGGCAAACUAAAUAUACUAGCUACAUACUUUCAUCAGAGACACCAAUGAUCACUGCUACUUCCUUGCAAGCUUUAUUUUACUUCAUAAUACACAUUUAUUUACAUUUAAUGAAUAUUCUUCAGAUAUGACAAGGGAGAUAAUUCUGGGUAGGAACUAAAGUUAUGGGUGGAACUGAAGAAACAUUGGACCACACACGCUGUAGGUUUUGUCUGAGGAAUUAAGCGCAAUAGUUAAUAUGCCUAGAAUUGGGAAAUUCUUUAUUCACAUGCUUAAAUUGCAUUUACAUGUCAUGUACGUACAUAGAAAUUAGUGAAUGACUGGGACUUACUGGUGUGAACCGACUUUACAUCAGCAAAUUUAAGGAUCCCACUAUUACAAAAAGUUACUAGUGGGUAUGAUGAACAGUCACAGUUUUAUUUAUUUAUUUAUUUUUGCAAUUUCAACAAAAUUCUUCUUAUUGUUUAGACUUUUAAAUGUUCACCUUGUUCUUUAUCCUUUCUGUGACACUAAGACCUGCUACCGUAAAUAUAGACAUGCUAUAUGAAUUAUGGUGCAAGGGAUAUUUCAAAGGUAAAACAGUAAAAAGAGGAUUUCUUUCAAUGCAGUAACCUACAGUAAAGACCUUGAAGAGUUCAUGUGUGGCAGCAGUGCUCUGUAUUUUUUUUUAACCCAAUUUUUACUUUCAGACGUCUACUCUGCAUAAGCUGAUACAAUAUGAAUGAUCUUCUGGAAAGCUUGCCAGCAUCUGUCACAGUCUUUUACAUCAGAAUGUUCAGUGUUCAGGCUAAGAGUGUAGUAGUGAUAACAUUGAUCCCUGCAAGGUUUAUUGGUUUUGUAAUAAUGUGUACCAAAUAACUCACACUCACUUGUUAUUUUUUAUCUUGUUCCCCUUCAAAGGGAAUUCAGCAUUGUGUGAGCUUCACUUU